Molecule: messenger RNA, 22056 nt
Organism: Podarcis lilfordi (Lilford's wall lizard)
Lineage: Eukaryota; Metazoa; Chordata; Lepidosauria; Squamata; Lacertidae
Source: the annotation of a GenBank genome assembly
AUGGAGAACAGAAUCAUUCUAGAAGAGUUGCUGAUGAAGAAGUCUCAGCAAAAGAAAAAAAUAUCUCCAAAUAAUUACAAAGAACGACUCUUUGUUCUUACGAAAACAAGCCUUUCCUACUAUGAAUAUGACAAAGAGGUGAGAAAUAGAUUUCUUAGAAUGCAGUGUAAGCGGGUAAGAGAUUCUUGGGUAUUCAACCUCUGGUUAACGCCUUUUCAUGUUAUGUAUUCCUUCUUAUGGGUGUUGGAAACUUUCUCCCUACUUCCUUUUAUGUUCUUAGAAAAAAGGAACCAGAAAAGGGUCAAUAGAAAUUAAGAAAAUUCGAUGUGCAGAGGAAGUGAAUCUAGAUGAACCAGCCCCGCCAGAGCGGCAGUAUCCCUUCCAGGUAAAACUGUACACAAUAAAAUAUUUUCGGUAGUGAAUUCAUAUUUUGCUGGAUGGUGCCUAUAGUUUGAAUGCCCUCAAAAAAGAGAAAACCCUGCCUCAGCAUGUUGUUGAAUAUGUACUGGUGGCCCAAGACAUUUCAGCCAAAAGACCUCCUUCAGUGGCUUGGUAUACUUGUUCAGAUAUCUUGAAAAAACAUCUCCUCCAAUAACUCAAAUGUAGCAACACUGAAAGGAAGCCUUUAUCAGAUGUUUGGCAAGUGUGUUGUUAUGAGUUUAGGGUGGGUAGACUGUAAGCCUGAGCCCCUUUAAUUCCUGAGUCCAGCAGGGAUUCAAUUCCUGGAAUAGCCAGGCUAGCUUCCUAGUGAGGUAAUGGCCCCCUAAGUAUGGGCCAAUGAGGUAACAAAAGAAGUGGCUCUGUGCUGGAUAACAAAUAGGUGGGCCAUCUUCCUUCAACUCACUGGUAGGCAAAGGCCAGUGCUGGGAGUUGGAAAAGAGAGAGCUAGAAAGGAGAAGGGGCAGGCAGCAGGCUGGGCAAUUGGGAGAGACAGAGUCAUGCCUGAUUCCUGUUUGAAUCCGAGGAAGAAGAAAGACCUUCUUGGGGUGUUAAUGCCGUUAGCCCUUCCAUUGUAGGCUCAGGUUGUGUAUAUAUGUAUAAAUAAACCAUACAUCCUAAAAACACCACAGCCUCCGUUUUCCCUCAGUCGGGAGAAACUGAACUGAGGGCAAGCACCUGGAACCUUGCACUGCUUGGAAACUGGGAUGGCAUGCAACAAUAUGCAGAAAGAUCUCUCUUUUUGGAGUUUUGCUUGGUGGGUGCUUCCUGGUGUGUUUUACAUUUUCAAUGCACCAAAUGACUUGUGAUUCGGAGGAAAUGACCAAAAAGUUAACAUCAUCUAGGAGAUGAAUUAUUUGGUUUCCACAGAACUUCUAUAUUUGGAACACCCUUUUUAGGGCAGUGGCCUGUCUUGUUCCUACCCAGAUAACACUUUGCUGCAAAGUAUGCUUUGAAAGAGAUUUUGAGGCACAGGGAGCGGUUUUAAACUCACUUCUGCUGUUAUUAUGAUAAAUGCUGAGUGUAACACCGCUUUUUGGUGACAUGUUUUUGUUUUAUUUGAAUUUUUGUGCUGAUAAUAUUUUUCCUAUUGUGUCUUAUCAUUUUAUUAUUAUUAUUUUUGUUGAUAUUGAUUCUGGAUUCAGAUCUAAACCCAGCUCAGACUGAUUUCCCAAAUAUACACAUUCAAAUCUGUUGUAUGCACAGCUUGAAUUAAUUCAUCUACCUCCCCCGCCAUGCACUGUAAUUUAUAACUCUCUGCACAUGGCAGUGUCUGAAAUUAUACUGGUUUCUCCCAUAUCACGCAUGAAAUACACCAGCAUCUGGCAGGCCAGCAGUGCGUUGUUUAUUUUAGUGCUCAGUAACACCAAAACUGUUUCCUCCUAUGCAUAGAUUGUGUACAAAGGUGGCCUCCUGUAUGUUUUCUCUGCAAACGAAGAGAGCCGGAGCCGAUGGCUGGAAGCUUUGCAUAAAGGUAACAAGCUGUUUCAUCAGACUCUGAGGACUCUUUAACGUUUCACAGCUAACCUGAAAGGAUUUCCAAUCCAAAUACAGUCGUGCCUCGGGUUAAGAAUUUAAUUCGUUCCGGAGGUUCGUUCUUAACCUGAAACUGUUCUUGACCUGAAGCACCACUUUAGCUAAUGGGGCCUCCUGCUGCCGCCGUGCGAUUUCUGUUCUCAUCCUGAAGCAAAGUUCUUAACCCAAGGUACUAUUUCUGGGUUAGCAGAGUCUGUAACCUGAAGCAUCUGUAACCCGAGGUACCACUGUAGCAUAAUGAAACUUGGCUGACUUAAGGAAAUUGAUAGUGCCUUUGUGAGAAAGCUCUUUACAGAACAGCUUGAAGAAGAAAACACUGUGGGAGGCUUUCAGAGUUCAGUAAACCAAUUGAACUUUUUUUUUUUUUAGCAGAUUAGCCGCUUUGAAAUUGAAAACUAAUGUUUGCAACUAUCUAAAUGGCAUGUGUGUUUUAUGGUGGCUGCCUAGCCUUUACCAGGGCCGUAGCUAGUGGGUGGUGAGGUGGGCCCCUGCCAGGGGCGCAGGUGGGGGGGCCCUGCAAAAUCGGCUGCCGAGACCCUCCGCUGGGCGCCCUGUCCAGCCUGCCUAGUCACUUGUCACUUCUCUCUCUCUCUCUUUCCUCUUGCACACCCUCCUUCAAGGGUGCCAAGUUGAAUAAAAUAUAUGGGGGGGGGCAGGUAAGCACCACCCUGUAUAAUCAAGAUAGAGUGCAUGCUUGCUAAUUGAAUGGCAAUGCCCAGUAACUGGGGGUGGGGUGGCCUCCUCAAAUAUUAUAGGGGGCGUGAAGGAACCUUGGCUCUAAGGAGCUGACUCCCAUGCCCUCCUCCCUAUUAAAGUGCGGUGCUCCCCACUUUAUGUGACUUCACUUAUGCACGCAGGGGCCCGGAAGUUAACCCACGCGUAAGUGGGGAGAUGCCUAUAUACCGUCAUCUAGGUCAGCCUUCCCCAUCUUGGUGUCCUCUCUCUGUUUCGACUUCCUUCAAUCAGAAUUCAUUACAAAAAAAAAGAGUUCAUUACAAGGUGAAGUGUGUGAGGAAUUGAAUGGAUGCAGGGGACGGGGUCGGAGGAGAGGCAGAAAGAAGAGCCAAUUUGUCGGUGGCUAGGGGCACAAUCUAAGGGACGCGGGUGGCGCUGUGGGUUAAACCACAGAGCCUAGGACUUGCCAAUCAGAAGUUCGGUGGUCUGAAUCCCCGCGACGGGGUGAGCUCCCGUUGUUCGGUCCCUGCUCCUGCCAACCUAGCAGUUCGAAAGCACGUCAAAGUGCAAGUAGAGAAAUAGGUACCGCUCUGGUGGGAAGGUAAACGGUGUUUCCGUGCACUGCUCUGGUUCGCCAGAAGCGGCUUAGUCAUGCUGGCCACAUGACCCAGAAGCUAUACGCUGGCUCCCUCAGCCAAUAAGGCGAGAUGAGCGCCGCAACCCCAGAGUUGUCCGCAACUGUACCUAAUGGUCAGGGGUCCCUUUACCCUUUACCUUUAGGGGCACAAGCUUGAUGGUUCUGCCAGGGGCGCAAGAUCACCUAGCUACGGCUCUGGUUUUUAGCACACAUAGUUUAUACGCCUACGCCACAAGUUCAACGUCAGUGCUUCUUUGACAUUUUGGGGGCUGAUGGACACACACACAGCUCCCCUGUUAAUUCCAGUGGAAGCAGAAAGCUUCAUAAGGAAGGCCCAGAGCAUCUGCUUUGCAUUCAGACGGCCCCAGUAUUUUCUGGUAGGGCUGGAGGUAUCCCCUGCCUAAGCCCAAUGGAUCAAUGUUCUGACUUGGUAUUUAUCUGAUUCAAUUCCAUCUGCUUCCCUCAAAUAAGUCUAGGCACCAAACAACAAAUGACGGGAUGUCUUUACAAACACCUUUGAAACAAUUCAAAUACAGAUGCAGGCUGGGAAAGAUCUCGAUUUAAAAGGCUUGUUGGAAGGCGCACGCACACACACACACACACACACACGUAAAUAAGGCCCCCAAAACUGCCCCCUUCAUGCAAGAGAAUGAGGAAUUCCAGCUCAGGUUGAAGUUCAGUAUGUGCAAUAUAUAUAUAUAUAUAUAUAUAUAAAGUCGGAUUUUAUCUGUUGCUUUUACUUUUGUUUUAGUGUCUUAUUUUAUGUUUAUGCUGUACAUUAUCCUUGAAAUUUAAGGUGAUGUAAAGUGGUAUAUAAAUGCUUUAAAGUAACAGAGGACUCGGGAGCUCUGAGCCAGAGGCUAAAGCUACAAUCCCGUAUCUGCUGACCUGGGAAUAAGUCCCAUUGAAGCUUCCUUUUGAGCAGAACGUGUAUAGAAGCGCAGUGUUAACCAUUUCUAAACUGUUAGUACAGUUAUCACUGCACUGAUACACGCAGUCAGGGCUGGUCCACAAUAUUGUGCAGCCUCAGCCGAAAACCAAAAUGGAGUCCCUUCUGUUCCAUGAGCAAAAGUUGACCAGACCCCCAGCUGCAUCUUACUUCAAGACUUGCAGCAGGACAACAUCUUCCACUGUUUCUGAGUGUAGCAACCUAGGAGGUGCAGGCUAGGCCCUGGGGCAACCACAGCCCUAUCCACUAUGACCUCACCACUGGUUUCCAUCCCUGAACAUUUGCUUGCUGAGGCUUUUGCCUCAUCUGCCUAAUGGCAGGGCCAGCCCUGACCUCAGUCCAUAUUCUCAGUAUUCGCACCUUGUCCAUGUGAAUUGGCCCUACAUCUGAGCUAUUAGUCUAUAUUGUUUUACAGCAGAAACAUUUUCAGUCUCUUCCUCUCUCUCCCCUGCCACCCCCCACCUCCUCUGUUUUCUAUGCUUUCCAGAGAUUCUGGGCAAUACAGAUUUACUAAACAAGUACCACAGCAGAUUCUAUUCCAACGGGAAGUUUCUGUGCUGCAAUCAAACCUGCAAAGCGGCUCCUGGAUGCAUAAUCUGGGGAAAGUGUAAUGUGUUGUUUCAUCUCUUUCUAUCAUUCGUACAAUGGAAAUUUGAGACUUUUUGUGCCCUUUCCAAUAUUAUUUAUUUAAUUGUUAUUUUCCUAGGCAUUUCCAUUUCUUUCUUUUUUUUUACAAACUGCCCUUUCAUAUAAAAUAUCACAAUGGAGUAUACAGACCAAAACCACAAUUUUGCAAUAAAAGCAACAAAGAUGUCAGUAACAGUAAGCCCACGUGAAGAGUGACUGACUGUUAAAGCACUCUGGGAAUUGUAGUUCUUGGAGUGGAAUAGAGGUUUCCUUAACAGCCCUCAGCAUCCUUAGCAAACCACAGCUCCGAUAAUUCUUUGAGGAAAACCACCAUAAGUGUUUAAAGUAUUGUCCUAGUGAUUUAAAUGCAUGGUGUGAGUAAUUAUUAUGGGUGACAUUCAACUCAGUUUAGCCCACUGAAAUUAUUAUGAUCUAUUAUUUAUUCAAUUUAUAUUCCACCCUUUCAUGCAAAGAUCCAAGGACUGUGUACAACAUUAAAAACAUAACUGACAUAAUGCAAUAAUAAGAAACAAUAAAACAGUCACAGAAAAAAAAUCAUAACAGUCCCAAUGGCACCAGGAAGCCACCGUAGAAAAGGUCCUUUCUCAUGUUGCCACCCUCCGAACCUCUCAGGGAGAGGGGACACAGAGAAGGGCCUUCUUGGUAGUGGCACCAGCCCUGUGGAACGCCCUCCCAUCAGUUGUCAAGGAAAUAAACAACUACCUGACUUUUAGAAGACAUCUGAAGGCAGCCCUGUUUAGGGAGGUUUUUAAUGUUUGAUGUUUUAUUGUGCUUUUAAUUCUGUUGGGAGCUGCCCAGAAUGGCUGGGGAAACCCAGCCAGAUGAGCGGGGUAUAAAUGAAUUAUUAUUAUUAUUAUUAUUAUUAUUAUUAUUAGAUGACAAGUGCAGGGUCUAGGUCAGUUUGUAUGGGGAGAGAUGGUCCUUAAGGUAUUGCGGUCCUGAGCCUUUUAGUAUGACUAAGUUAGCGCCAUUAAUUUCAGUAGGUCUGCUCUGAGUAUAACUUGGUUAAAUACUGUACCGCCCUCUGUAUCUGGGGUGUAUAAUUUCAGAUUGCAGGUGGGGGUUUACAUGAUUGGAUGCUCCUGCUCCAUACAUUCAAUCAACCAACCAACCAAUCAAUCAAUCAAUCAAGCCUAGUUUUUCCCCUACCACAGGCACCCCCAAACUCGGCCUUCCAGCUGUUUUGGGACUACAACUCCCAUCAUCCCUAGCUAACAGGACCAGUGGUCAGGGAUGGUGGGAACUGUAGUCCCAAAACAGCUGGAGGGCCACGUUUGGGGAUGCCUGCCCUACCAUAUGUGCUUAUUUGAAGAAGAGCAACCCGCUUGCAGAUGGAAGUAGUACUGCUCAGACUGAGCCUUUCCCAACAGUGAGGGGGGAACCACAGCAAAUUUGCUGGAAAAGAAAUAAGCAAUGCCCUGUUGUUUUUACAAAGCUGCAAAUGUCAGUGAGCUGAAGUAUUUCCAAAACAAACUAUCUACAUGCAAAUAUUGCUCUCCGUCCGAGUUCUUGGCACAAAACAUCACUGUUUUGUUUGCCAGUUAAUUUGUACAGUUAGAUGAGCAGGAAGGAACUUUUCCCAACCACCCUUUAGACUCUGAGGUUUUCAGCAUAAUGUAGUUGAUAUACUGCCUUUUUCAAACAGUUCAGGCUUUUAAAGAAGCAUGUUUGCGUGGACAGGCGGAGUCCCCAGAUCCCGCGUGGUCCCCCCGUCAUGUGGAAUAACGACUCAUGACAACGUGCUAUGGGAUUAAAUUGGCCACAACUUUAUUAAAUUUCAAAUGUGGGUAGACCUUGGCUCAGGCAUUGGGCGUUCUCCCUCCCCAGUCCCCAGCCGGGGACCUAGGGAGCAUCAGGGUUAUCCAGUGUGUGUGGGGGAUGGGCCGGCUCUGGAGACCAUAUGUUCAAGCAGAGAUAGCCGCCCGUUACGCCGCCGCCGCAGGGGAGAGCAAUGACGACCUUUCGGCGUACGGUCAAAGCCUCCCUUCAGAAACCCCUUUUACGGGAAACCCUGGUAUCGCCGCCGCAAAGAGGAAGAUGGACUAAAGGAUUCCGCCCAAGGCCUGAUACCGCCAAAGUUGUGACGUUUUGCUACGGGAAAGGCGAGACCUGGCAAUGCAGGGAAAUUCCUUUCCGGCCCUUUAACAGCGCCCGCAUACCUGCGAAGAAAAGUUAACCUGCAAAACCUUUGAAGAAAAGUUAACCUGCAAAUAAGACAUUAACUGAGGGUGGGUAGGGUGGGAGAAGCUCUGGAGCCAAGUGAGGAUUCCCAGGUAAGAUCCUCCCUCUAUUGUGUGGGCAGGUAAUCCCUCCCCUACCUGGCCUGGUCUCCUUGGCAACGCUUCCCAGGUGGGAUUGGACAACUGACUGAGGUAGGCGGAGACCUCCAGGUAUCCCACCUGAGGGAAGGCAAACCAAGCCUAUGCUGUUGGAGCCGCUCCAGAUCUAGGGGCUGCGCGCGUCCACGCAAAGGGCGCCCUCUGUUUUAAGCGGGGAGCGGUCAUUAUACCAUGCUUGCUUGGAAUGUAGGAAUAUAAAUGGAUUUGACCAAGGUCCACAUUGUAACCCCACAGUCUGUUUUCAACCAGAUUUUGCUCUCAGAAGGUAAUGAGGGAACAAUGCAGCCCACUGGGUUAGUCCAUCACUCCUAUGGUAAUAAACAAAGCUGCCAGAUAAGGGUUUUCCAAAGUCUGCUUGUCAGUGGAGAUUCAGGGCAUUAAUUUCACCCAGCCUUUCCCCCCUUAAUUCUUGAUAUAGAUUACAUUCUUCACAGUGCAAGCAGUGCAGUGAAACCGCUUCCACCGGUACCAGGAGCACAGGUGAAUAAAGCUUUGCUUUAAUAAAGUGAAUAUGGAUUGUUUAUACUCUAGAGAUUCUGCUUCCAUUAGGAGGAACAAUGUGGAAUUGUUUGAAAGAAGAGGGGCCCUUGCCUCAUAUUUCUCUUGGAACAGAUGGAAAGAGUAGACUUUUUUUAAUCACGUAAACAGUGAAGGAUAUUCAUGUAGGGUCAUCUUCUCAAAACUUGUAAGGGAUUGGACCAAGCUAUUCAGACAUCAGAACACACCAGGAAUAGGUACUAGAGAAUUUUAUCUCAGAAUUAUAACAGUAAAGAAGUUUGAAAGUUAUAGCAGAAAGUUAACAUGCUUACACAUACAAAGACAUUUCCCAAAAGGGGACUCCUCACAAGAAUCAGAUUAUUAAGAGAUGGCCAUGAACGUGUGAUUUUAUAACCCCACAGCUAUCUAUGCCAAGCCCCACAAAGGGUCAUUUGUGAUAUCAAGCUAAUUAGCAUCUCUAUUGGCCAAGCACAGAUAAGACCACCAGACCCAUCCCCAUUAAGUCAGUUUAGCUGGAAUGCGCUCUGACUCUGCUAAUAAUCUUGAAACUGAGUCAAUUUACUCAGUUUUCAUGAGCCAGCAUCCUAGCUUAAAUGUCUGCUGAGACCCCAAUAGUUCACCCGCCUCUAUGUCCAGGCCAAAACAUACAAUCUUAGAUUAUAUCUGUGCCAACUCUAUACAUAGACAGGAUUUUCACUGGGUUUGACCAUUUCAAGGCUAAUUCUGUACUUUCAGCUCCUGCUACCAGGAUUUAAUAUCAGCUCAGUAUUUUCCACUGAGAAUACCCAUGUCCUUUCACUUUCACACACAUUGUCAAGCAUUCCAGCUUUCACUAGCACUAGAUCUAAGGGCUUUUCAGGAAACAUCUGGUGGCACUUCCCUUUUUCCAGCUUUCACCAGCACUUGAUCUUAGGGCUUUCCCCCUUUCAGUUCCCCAACCGGUCAUCUGGCCUGGUCAUCUGGCCCAACUCUCAUGUUAUCUCCUUGGCAGCUUGUGAUUUAACACUUUUUGCAAGGAGAUUCUAAGCAGCUUAAAGCAAUUCUCUGACCUAUGAUGUAUAAUGUAUAGCCUGAUUAUAUGCAAUCAAUAGCCUCACAACAACCACAGGUUUGUUGUUUCUGAUGGGAUUUCCAUAAAGAAAUGCAGUGAACUGUCAAUGACCUAAACCUAAACAGAAGGGUGUACCUUUUGCACUGGAUCCCCCUGACCAUGGUAGUCAUUCAUAGGCCAUCUCUUCUGCAAACCCAAGUGGUAGCUUGUUUGCUUAGGGUUGGUUGAGCAAGCACAGGAUGAUUCACUUCUGCUCUAGACUGUACAGGCAAGUCAGCAAACAGGAUGACCCAGGAUACAGUUUUAAUAGUUGUCUGUGACUCUCAACCCCUAGCACUCUCUUUGCAUAUACAUGGAACACUCAUGAUAACUUUGUCCCAAAUUGUUCAGAAGUGGGCAGCAUUUUUACUCCCAAUGGCCACAUGCAGCUGUGGGCAGACACAGGAGUGGGGGAGGGUGCUGUAGGCCAGUGAUUAGUUCAUAGUUCGUUGGCAUCUUAUAAUUGUACAAAUUACAGAUACUGAUUUUUCUGUUCAUGUUGAUAAAAGAACUUCCUUAGCCACAGUUUAAGGAUUAAUGAGGUUACGCUUGUAAAGUACACUGGACACUUGAAAAGUGCUGUGUAAUUUGUUGUUGUUGUUGAAACGGCAAUGAUUUCUUUCUCUAAAUUCUCUGUGUGGCAUAUCUUAUGUUACCGGCUUUCAGAACAAUGAGUACGACCAUCAACCUCCAGGUCAAACACUUGACAAGUCAUUUCUGAAAGAAGCAGUAGCUAUUUAUAAUUAUGAGCCAAAAGGAAACUCUGAUGUUCCUCUUGUGAGAAACAAUAAAUAUUAUGUUAUGAACGAUGAGGCUCCUGACUGGUGGCUCGUGAAGGAUUUGGACGGGUAAGUUUCCUCUGCAUUGUUUAGAGAGAUUUCCUUUUUACUGAGGUAUAGUUUUCAUAUUCUGUUAGCCGAUGUAUUCGGAAAAAUUCUAACGAAGAAUUACCCCAGUUUAACAAACAAACCCACUGUGUUAUUUUGUUUAAAGCUUGUCUAAUGAUCAAUUCAGAUGGUGCAUGAACUGAGUAUGUUUCCAUGGACGGUUGAUGGUCUUGGACUAGGUUCAAAUCUCAGCCUAGAAGCUCCAUGAGACUUUGGUUCAUUCAAAGUCCUUCUCAGCUAAUCCACCUCACAGGGUUUCUGUGAGGAUAAAAUGGGGAGAAACCAUAUGUAUGCUGUCAUACAAACAGCAUAAAUGUUAUUUAUGAAUAACCGUGAUGAGUACUUGUGCAUAUGAUCUACUUACAUCUACAACAUGGGAAGUGCUUGUAUAAGAAUUGGAGUUCUCUGAGAUUGGAAAAAUUGCAAGAGCCAGAGAGGUUAGCUGGCUGCACAUACUUUGACUUGUGCAGUCCUAUCAGCCAAUGGAGUACUGUAUUUUUUGCUCUAUAAGACUCACUUUUUCCCUCCUAAAAAGUAAGGGGAAAUGUGUGUGCGUCUUAUGGAGCGAAUGCAGGCUGCGCAGCUAUCCCAGAAACCAGAACAGCAAGAGGGAUUGCUGCUUUCACUGCGCAGCGAUCCCUCUUGCUGUUCUGGCUUCUGAGAUUCAGAAUAUUUUUUUUCUUGUUUUCCUCCUCCAAAAACUAGGUGCGUCUUGUGGUCUGGUGCGUCUUAUAGAGCGAAAAAUACGGUAAUCUGCUGUUAUGCCAGAGUUUACAUUGAUGUUGUCCCAGCAGCAAUGUGAAAAGCCCAAUCAUAAUAAAGAGGUAAUAAACCAAUUAUGAUACCCACUUCCACAAAGACACUAGCAACAUCAUGACUAUCCACCAACCACAUUGCUGCCCCUGAUCCCACAUGGAUGGAAGGCACCAAUUAUCAUGCAGUACCAACAGAAACACAUGGCAACUUCAUGUCACCUGGUCUCUAUUUGUUUCGUUUUAUUGCUCAUCGUCUUCCUUCCAAGUGCUUCAUGUAGGUUUUAAAAAAUAACUUUUUUUGUAUUUUUCAUUUGCAGAAAUGAGGGCUUUGCACCCUGUGCCUAUUUGAAGGAGGUAUCCCAGGCCACUGAAAAACCAGGGUAAAUCACAAUCCAUCCAUUUUGACUUCCAUAUUCUAUGCUGAAUAUACCAACGAGAGAAUCCAUAUAUUUAUCCUGUGAAAUCAGGAGUGACUAGCUGUGCUCCUACAGAUGUUGUUCAACUCCCUCAGAUUCAGUGAGGAACAUAGGAAACAGCCUCUAUUCUGAGUCAGAUUGUGGUCUUUCUGGCUCACUAUCGCCUAGGUGUAGAUUAAUAUCAGUGUUGCAGUUCUCCUGACGACCGGGGGAGUAAAUGGAGAACUCAUUGUGCCUUUUUUGCAUUCACAGAAGAAGUGUCGAUACAGCUAAAGCGUCAUCAACUGAAGAGGAGGAAAGCAUUGCUAAUAAUGAGUGAGGCGGAUAUUGGGUGUGGUUGAUCAUUGGGAUGGCGGUGCACAAUGCAUUAGUUUAAGUAUUCAGUGGAGGAAGACCUUUACUACAGGAUAGGCAAGCAGAGAUAUAAAUGCCCUAUCCUGCUGGCACUGAUAUACACAGCACUACUGCUACUGCCAGCUUCCCCAUGCUUCUGUCUGUGCAAACAUUAUUACUGUUUGUUGUGUUUGCAUCCCACUCUUCCUCCUCCAUCUAAAGGCUGUUCCGAAUCUCCCAUUACACCCCCACACACCCCAGACCAGUCACAAUCUUUUUAGGUGGUGCUAGAAAAGCUGUCAUUUCCCCAUCUCAUCUGAACAUUUGCAACAUGUAGAUAGCAAUACUCUGUUGUAAGGACUGCUGAGGCACUUUUCAGCAAUUAGGAAGAAGUCUAUUGUAAGGAUUUAUGAGAUAAUGUUCGUGAAGCAUUUGGGGUAGGGGGAAACGAUGUAUACAUAUGUUCUCUGUGGUGUGUGUGUGUGUGUGUGUGUGUGUGUGUGUUGUGGUACCAGCAUUAAAUAAAUGGGGCAGCAAUCAUCUAUGCUACAGUAGUAAUUGAAAAUUCAUUUUCAAGGGAGUUUAAGCCUUUAAAGGUUUCACAGAAGUAUUUACUUAGAAACUGCAUAUGGCAGCCACUGCUUAGUAAAUAUGUGAGGGUUUUAAAAGUGAGUUUCAGAACUUUUUAACCUGUCCCAUGGGAUGCUUAACAACAUGAACAUAUUCUUUAAGUGAUUUAUCAGAUAACCUUAUUCCAAAAUCAUGGCAUGCUCAUUGUGCGGGAGAGAUUCUCCAAUCCUCGUUCAAAUAAUGAAAGUGUUACUCCAUAAUAAUGCAAUUACAGAAUAAUUGUGUGCUGUGAAUGUAAUAUGUUAGCAAUUUCUUUUGUUGCAGUUGGUAUGCUGGUAAACUCUCAAGGGCCCAGGCAGAACAGUUGCUGCAGCAGAAGGUAGUGUUUAAAAAUUCCUACACAUUUAUUAGGUUUAUGCAUUGCCUUUAGCUGCAAGCAUUCGCUUCCUUCCUUUGAAAUAGUGCAGGCUGGGAGUGUCAGAGAAAUCAGAAACGGAAGUGGAAAUUGCCGUUCUUCACAUUUUUAUCCCAGAUCUGGAAUGAAAAUCAAUCCAGUGAAUACGAUUGGUAUUCGCUCACAACAUUUAUAUAUAGAUAUAGAUAUAGAUAUAGAUAUAGAUAUAGCCUACAACCAAUACGCCAUUAAUGACUUUCUUUAUACAGAGUUUCAACAUUUCCUUUACAUCAAAGUGAAUGGCAUGGAAACAAUUAUGUCAUUGUUUACAUUAAAUCCAUAGCAUAUGAAAAGAAUGAUUUAUAUUAUGUUAAAUAGCAUGCAGUGAGAUAGAUAAUGUAGUAUUUGGCAGAAACAGAACUUCAGCAGAACGGAAACAUCACUGAUUGUGCCAAAGUUGAGGUUGGAACCGAAAUUGCUGCCUUCUUAUGUGCUGCUGCUGCUGCUGCUGCUGCUGUUAUAUAUUUUAUACCCCACCUUUUCCCCUGAUGAUACUCAAUUUUUUUAUAUGUGUGUAGGGUGAACAAUGUACAUAAGCAUGUCAGCUGCCUCUCAGUGUGUUGGUGAUGUCCGUCCUUACGUAUGGUUUGCUUGCACUGACCCUUGGUGAUUGGCAAGGAGCUAUACAAAAGCAUAGUUUGAUGCACUUUUAGAACAUCUCUAAUACAGUCGUACCUUGCUUCUCAAACGUAAUCCGUUCCAGAAGUCUGUUCGACUCCUGAAACGUUAAAAAACCAAGGCGCGGCUUCCGGUUGGCUGCAGGAGCUUCCUGCACACAAGCAGAAGCCCCGUCAGACGUUCGGCUUCCGAAAAACGUUCAGAAACCGGAACACUUACUUUCCGGUUUUUGGCGUUUGGGAGCCAAAACAUACGAGUACCAAGGCAUUCGAGAACCAAGGUAUGAGUGUAUAUCAAUGAAACAGGCUUCACAUUUUAUGAAACCAACAGAGCAUCCACCCUCUCAACUACUACAAAGGUUCUCUUCUGGUUUUUAUUAAAAGGGGAAGGAUGGGGCUUACAUGGUUCGUAAUUCCAGCCAUGCAGGAAAAUACACUGUAUCUGUACUCAGCAUGACUUGCAGGUAAGUAGGCAAGGUAUAUAUAAUAUACCCCUCCAAUAUAAUGUAUACCCUAACCAAUCUGUACACUUGCUUUUUCUGGAUUCAGAUUGCAUCUGUGUUCAUCUAUAAUUCAAAUUGAAGUGUCCCUAUUCUGAAGGCUGGUUUCAGUGCUACGUGCUUGUCUAUAUUAAAGCUCAUGGGGAAACAGGCAGAGAGAGUGGGAAGUGGAGAGAGAAAUUAGGAGGUAUGAUAGGAACUGACAGUUUGUGGCAAAUAAGUUAAAAGUUACACACUUGAAAGGAGAAGAAAUUACAGGAGAUGAGCAGAAACACUUGGAGACAGAAGGAAGGGGGAAAUAUAAAACAGAUUGCGCUCUCUACUUAGAGCCUUUGGAUCAGUAAAUUCUGCUAAAAAAAGAGAGAGGCUGAAGACUCAGCUAUACAGCUGCAAAUAGAACAUUUAAAGUGUGUUUUAAGUGUAUUAUACAAAUGUGACACUAGAUGGCGAUGGUGAGCUAAUGGGAAAUUCAAUUUUAAAAAAAGCAUUCUCACAGUGUUUUUUUAUAUAUGUCUAGAUUCAGCCCAGGUCAUGAUACCUCCAGAACCAAUGUCUAGACUUAACUUGAGGAAAGCUAAACUACUGUAUAGAACUCUGCCACAAGGGAAUUGCUGUAGCAAAUAAUUUAGCUGUUACCAAAGGGAUUAGUUAUCAGUAGUGAAUGAUGUCUUUAAUAGCCAGGUGAUUAUGUCUAGCUCCAUCUCUGUCUAAAACCACUUUGUGACUGGUGGUCCUCAAUAAUGUUAUGCCCCCCCCCCAAGUGGGCUUUGAAAAACUCCUCCUUCUAAGAGAUUCCUCUCCUUUUCCUUAUGCUAGCUGGAAUGGUUUGUCUUCAUUUUUUCCAGAGAUAAAAAAGGAAUCGUUAAACACUACCAUGUCAAUGUAAACAACAAAAAACAGUUUUACCUGGCUGAGAAUUACUGUUUUGAUUCAGUUCCUGAGCUUAUUCGUUAUCAUCAGCACAAUUCAGCAGGUAAAUCACUUUAUCAUUUCAUGAUUUGCAUUGUGUUCAUGAAUGUCAAUUUCCCUAUUGUGUGUGUUUGCUUUUAGUACAAUCCUACACAUGUCUACUCUGUAGUAAGUUCCAUUGUGUUCAAUGGGUCUUACUCCCUGCUAGGUGUAUUUGUGAUUGUAGUCUAAGUGUGUGGGCUGGGAAUUCCCAAUCUUCAUCUUACUUCAUUCUCUGACUAGCUAGAUAGACUUAUAAACAAACUGCUCUCUCUUAGCCUCAGUUUCCUAAUGGCAAUACUGGCAGUGCCUAAACAUGUUUACUCAGAGGUAAGUCCCAUUAUGUUCAGUGAGGCUCACUCCAAGGCAAACUGGGCAUAGAAUUUCGGCCUGAGAAGAUUCUACUAAGGCUUACCAUUGCUGGUCCUAUCAUUGGGCAGUGCAGUUGCUGCUUCCUGGCAGCUGAUGUUGAAUUUCAAGAAAGGACAGCAAAUUGUUAAUUAUUUAUUUGUUUUCUUUUAUUAUGGAAAGAUCCAACAUCUUCAAGUGCUGUGUAAAUGAUAAGGGGAGCGGAUGGCGCUGUGAUCUAAACCACUGAGCCUCUUGGGCUUGCUGAUCAGAAGGUCGGCAGUUCGAAUCCCCAUGACAGUGUGAGCUCCCAUUGCUCUGUCCCAGCUUCUGCUAAUCUAGCAGUUCGAAAGCAUAACAGUGUGAGUAGAUAAAUAGGUACUGCUGUGGCUCAAAGGUAAAUGGCGUUUCCGUGCGCUCUGGCUUCUGUCACGGUGUUCCGUUGCACCAGAAGCAGUUAGUCAUGCUGGCCACAUGACCCGGAAAGCUGUCUGUGGACAAACGCCAGCUCCCUUGGUCUGAAGAGCGAGAUGAGCACCGCAACCCCAUAGUCGCCUUUGACUGGACUUAACCGUCCAGGGGUCCUUUACCUUUAUAUCUAUAAAUGAUAAUAACUAUUACAGAUCCAGGCAAAAGUAGACAAAGAACAUUAACUAUAUUUGACAACAGCUUUCGAUUUCUCCAAUUAUCUGCAUAUUUUAGUCACAGUAAAUAUUUUUUCCCCCUUGGAAGUAGGUCAUGUUUAUUCCCAUAAAUCAGGGAUCAGGAAUCUGUGGCCUACCAGAGAUUACUGGACCUCAGCUCCAACUAGUCCCAGUCAGCACCGCCAGUGGUCAGGGACGAUGAAGUUGGGAGUCCAGCCCUACUUAGAAAUGCCAGUGGUUGAACCUGGGACAUUCUACAUUCAAAGCAGAUGCUGUCUACCACUGAGCUACAAAAUGGACACCUCUUUAAGAGAAGUUGAGAAGACAUCAACAAAGAGGACAGACAUAUUUCCAUAUCCAGGGUCUCAUAACUGAGAAGACCCUGUCAUGAGUUGCCAUGGAGUGUGCCAUGAUUAUAGAUGGGACGUUCAGCAGUGCCUCUCAUGCAGGUCUUAAGAUACAGGUUCCCUUCUCAGCAAAUUUACCAUAUUUGGUGAACUUAAUUUCUAGGUAUAGUUACAAGACUUCGACAUGCAGUGUCCACGAAAGCAAACAAAGUUCCAUCCACAGCACCUUUGGGAAAAGGUAGGGGAAAGCCUUUUUUGACUGUGGUAGGAAAUUAGUAAUAGUUUUUCCAGGAAACCCUUCUCCAACAGCAAAAACCCCCCACACCAAAAAACAACAACAUAUAUAUGAUCUAAUAUAACAACUCUUUCUAUCAAACUUAGGCCCCUGGGAGCUAAAGCGUGAAGAUAUUGUCUUGCUGAAGGAAAUAGGGAGUGGUCAGUUUGGAGUGGUGCAGGUGGGAAAGUGGAAAAAGAAAUACGUUGCUGUUAAAAUGAUCAAGGAAGGGUCAAUGUCUGAAGAUGAAUUCUUGGAAGAAGCUGAAACCAUGAUGUAAGCAAGGGUUUUCCCUAAGUGACACUAAGUCCAUAUGUGCCUACCUGUACAUUAGGAACUGCAAUAGAGAUCAUUCUGACAGUCAGUAUCAGCCCUGUCUGAAGCAAUGGAGGUGGCAGCCACAGUGAGGGCCUUCCCAGUGGUGGCACCUGUUCUCUCCACAGAAUUCUACCUAUUUUGUUGUCAUUUUGGCACCAGGCAAAGAGCGCCCUGUUCUUCCAAGCCUUUCAGCCUUAAUGUGAGCCCUACUUAUUGUAUUGAUUUGGCUUUUGAGAUCUUGAAGCCUUUUAGUUUUUGUCUUCUGUAUUUUAAGAUUUUUCCUCCACUUCCUUUUAUGUAAACUACCCUGGGAACCUUUGUUGAACGGUGAUAUAAAAACAUUUGCAAUAAUUCAAUAAACGAAAGGGACAGGCUAUAUGCAGCUCUCGGGGGCAGAGUGAAGGGUUUAAGCACCAUUUCCCUAAUUUUUAAUUGCCUCUGUUAAAUAUUCCAAAGGGUAUUGUUUAAACUUUUUGACAACUGUAGACAUAGCAUCCGUAUCGUUCAUGCAAUAAUUUCAGCUUCAGCUCAGUCAGCAAAACAUGAGACUCUUAAUCUCAGGGUUGUGGGUUCGAGUCCCAUGUUACGCAAAACAUUACUGCAUUACAGGGCAUUGGAUUAGAUCACCUUCUUGGCCCUUCCAACUCUAAAAUUAUAUGAUUUGCUGUGGUCUAAACCACAGAGCCUAGGGCUUGCUGAUCAGAAGGUCGGCAGUUCGAAUCGCUGCGAUGGGGUGAGCUCCCGUUGCUCGGUCCCUGCUCCUGCCAACCUAGCAGUUCGAAAGCACCUCAAAGUGCAAGUAGAUAAAUAGGUACCACUCCGGUGGGAAGGUAAACAGCAUUCCCGUGCGCUGCUCUGGUUCGCCAGAAGCGGCUUAGUCAUGCUGGCCACAUGACCCGGAAGCUGCACGCCGGCUCCCUCGGCCAAUAAGGUGAGAUGAGCGCUGCAACCCCAGAGUCGUCCGCAACUGGACCUAACGGUCAGGGGUCGCUUUACAUAACUAAGAUAACCAUAGGUUUUGUCUGCCCUAUCAAUGCCUUUAAUAUGAAGAAGCAUUUUUGUCAGUUAUUUACAAUAUUGUUUGAUUAGUGUUCCUUUAGAUGAAAACAUUUGUGAUGCAUAUGAAUGGAUGUUCUGGCCAAUAUGGGUUUUAUAUUUGCACUGCAAUCCCUAUUGAAGCACUAGCCAUGUCAAGCCUUCCUUGACUAUAUUUUUGAUCCAACUAGUAUCGCUCAGCCGUUACACUGUGUUAUUAAUUAUUAUGUCUUUAUGUAGCUUCUGGGGGGGGUGGGACUGAGAAUAGACAAUAAUUGCAUGGGUUUUUGGAGGUGCAUGCAAGUGCCCUGUGUAUGUUUAUAUAAGUGUUAAAAUCCAGUACUUCGUUUUAGGAAACUGAAUCACCCCAAACUUGUUAAAUUGUAUGGUGUUUGCACAAAGACCUAUCCCAUCUACAUAGUGGCUGAAUACAUGGCUAAUGGCUGCUUGCUUAGUUACUUAAAAGCCCAUGGCAAAGGGCUGCAUCGCUUUCAACUGAUGGAGAUGUGCUACCAUGUUUGUGAAGCAAUGGCUUUCCUUGAGGAACAUCAGUUCAUACACCGUGAUUUGGUAAGUUCUUGGAAAGCAGAACUUGGAAUGGGUGUGGAUUUUUUUGUUUUAUAACAACCUGUGGUUGUUUGGGGGGCGGGGGGGUGAUUUAGGAGAUUCACAGCACUGAUCAGCAUCACAUCUGUUUCUAAGCUGAUUUUGUUUCUUGUGCUCUCUGCAAAGGCUGCUAGAAAUUGCCUGGUUGAUACUGAUCUUACAGUGAAGGUGUCUGACUUUGGAAUGACAAGGUAAGUCUCAAUCUUUAGCUUCAGUGGGGGAAAAUAUUAUAAUGCUGAUUAAAAACACACACACACACACACAUUAACGAGACAUUCAAAAAUGGCAGCUCUCAUGAUAACCUAAAAGGCACCACAUUUUCCUUCUCAAAUAAUCUGGAACUAAACUGCAGUCAAGUUAUCCUGGGUUAAGAAACUCAUGGCCGGGCAGCUAAGAUCAGAGUUUCGUUACUGCUACCAGCAUCACAGACAGCAGCUAAAUCAAGGUUUUGAGGUUGUUGAUUUGUUUUAAAAGAAGCUGCUUUCUCCACUGCUUCUUGAAGUAAGGGAGUGUUUAGUGCACAACCCCCUCAGGGUUGUUGGCUUUUUUUUUCUGUCUUCAUACAGAGAUUGCCUGAAAAAUGUUUUGGCAAUCCUCAUCCCACUCCUGGCUUAUGUAUCAAAUAUGGAUUGAAUCUUCUUAAAAUAUUAAUACAUUUUUAAAUACUAUUUUGAGAUGGGUUUUUUAAAAAUAGAAACAUCUCUGCUUCAUAGUGAGCUGUAAAUUAUUGGGGGGCAAGGCGGCGGGGGGGGGGGGGGGAAUUUGUCCAUCCCUAAACUAGCCUCAAGCUAGUGGUUAUCUAAGGAUCUUGGGAAGUUUUCAUAUUGAUAUUGUUUAUAAGAAACAUACUUUACAUUUGCCAGAAGGUUGUUGUGAAUUUUCUUUUCGCAUUCCAUGUCCAAACCAGCUUCUACAAAAAAUGGAUAGAUGGGUGAUUUGAUAACCAAUAUUUUGAUAUUUGUAUUACUGGGUUGUAGCCAGCUCAGUUUUACUCAGAGUGAACCUAUUGACAUGAAUGGAUCUAAGUUAGUUAUGGGUUAGUUAUAGGCCUGUCAUUGGGUACAACCAUCUGGUUGUUUUUGGCAGACAUCUCAGCAGAGUAGGUUCAACUGAGGCGUCACUCGGAUAGAUCCUUCAUUUUGCUCCGUGAAUCCUAAAAAGUGAAUCUUGCCUUAUAGAUAUGUGCUUGAUGACCAGUAUGUGAGUUCUUUAGGAACUAAAUUUCCUGUGAAGUGGUCAGCACCAGAGGUUUUUCAUUAUACCAAGUUCAGCAGCAAAUCGGAUGUGUGGGCCUUUGGUGAGUAUGUAAUGCAACUAUUGAAAAUGCUACAUGUGAAGUGAAGAAAAGCCCUUAGAUGUCGUUUAUCUAAAUAAAUGGACCUGUGACUGAUCAGGCACAGAGUGAUGAUAUAAUGCACCCUAAGGAAUUCGUCUAGUGAAACCAAUAGGACUUGUGCAGGCCACAUCCCUGUUGGAUUACGCCCAGAUUGUGAAGGUCUGUAUUGCAUGGACUUUCUUUGCCAUAUAGGAAAUAUAUUUCCAAAUGCAUGGACAGCUCUUUGUUCUCUUUCUUUUUCUCUCCAGCUUGGCUUUAUUUCCUAAUUAAAUAGCUCAGUGUCACAAAGCAAUUAAAACGUGGGCGUUAACACACUUUUGGAAAUACAGCAGUCUUUUAAAAAUAUGCAGUCAGAUAGAUGAUCAAAUCUAGAUACCACUUCUGCCGAGCCAUAGCAGCACUAAAUAAAAAGCAGAGGAAAGGAUACCUCUCAGGAGUGGCAGCAACUAGUACAAUGAUGCUGUUUAUCAGUUGCCGAUUUGUACUGUGCCACACCUUUCCACAUCCUGCCAGCAGUUCACACAGAGGUUGACAUGCUCCCUUUUUGGCUUGUGGAUAUUUCAAGUGCACUUUCAAGAAAAGAAAAAGGUAGCUGUGAAGUCAAAGAGAAGUAGCUUGGUAGCACAAAAAAUGCAUGACGGAACAAGAACAAGUUAUAAACACUUAAAUUAGCGAGAGAGGCUGUGGGUUUUUAAACAGCAGAGGCAAUUCAGUAUACAGCUGGUCUUUCAUCAUGUUUUUACUGUGAAAUAGCUUUGGGAUAUUUUAUGAGAAACGAUUCAUGAAUGGAAUGAAAUAAAUAAUGGGCAUCUUAUGCAGAAUAUGAUGCUCCUAUAUCAAGAAAUAACUGUCACACAAAUAAGGAUGCUUCCAGGCUGUUGCUAUUUGGGGGUGGGAUUCAUUCUCACACCUUGCAAAUUCAUGUUGCACAAUUGAAAUUGAUUGAAUGGUCUUGUGUAACCAAAAUACGACAUUCUGCAAUGAGGAAAGCGAUGGGGGAAACACAGUGAAAAGUGGGAGAUGAUGACUGCUUGAUGCCUCAUCAUCUAACAUCCCUGCAAACAAAUCGGAAUGGAACCUCAACAAACAGCAGACGUCCUCCUAACCUGCCUGCAAACUUAGUGCCAACAAAUCCGCAUGAAUGCUCAAUAAACAGAUUGCCCGGAAGCAACCUUUUUUUAUUUUGUAAUGUCCUUCUGGGUUUUAUGUACCGUUAUAAUACCUUGUUUUCCUCCACUCUGUGGACAUGUCUACAGGAAUUUUAAUGUGGGAGGUGUUCACUCUGGGGAAACAACCCUAUGAGCAGUAUGACAAUAUGCAAGUGAUUGAAAAGGUUUGUCUUGGCUAUCGGCUUUAUCGCCCGCAGUUGGCUUCCCAGGCAAUUUAUCAAAUAAUGUACAGCUGCUGGAAUGAGGUAUGUGUCCUAGUUCACGAGAGGCUGAAAAAGAAAAGUGAUUUUAGCCCCCCCCCCCCCCCCGCUAUUGCUGUCUUUUGCAGCUGUAGGCCUCUGGUUGUGCCUGGACCUUCUCUUGUCAGUAAAGGCUCACUUAUUAUUUUAAUAGGAGAGGACAAACUCCGCACAAGCACAGAACUUGUCACUCCAUUGCAGUGAGAAGACUAAGUGUGUAGGAGUCCCAGGUGUGUCCAGUGGUUUGGACUAAGGUGCCUGACUUUAAAUGACAACACAUCAGAACUGAAGGGAAUCUUGAACAAUUAUGGUUUUCAUAAAAGCAUUAUUUUGUCAAAGGAUUUGCUUAAAUUAAUAAGAGAAGCAUUACCUUCCCUGGAAAGGACACACACACACACGCUACUUUGACUUUUUAAACAGGAAGCCUGUGAUGUAGAAAAAUAAAGCUGUAGUCCUGUUUUUGUAGCCUAGCAUGCCUACAAAAAAAAAUGUGUUUGUGUACCUCUUUUGAUUUAGUCAACCUUAUUCUUAAGUGCAUCAGUAGCUGUGUACCCUUCAUUUCACAUCUGACCCCAUUUAUUAAAAAAAGUUUUAACACCGCUCCAAAAGUUUGAGUGUGUGGUACUGCCAUAGGCACUAUUUAUAGGUACUGAUCCAAAAAUACACUCCAUGUUUUAUUAUUAUGGCACCUGUAUUUACCGUAGGUACUGUUCAGACUGGUCGCAUUUGUGGUGGGCAUUGGAGAUUGUUCAGGUUCAGAAGGCAUGUAAAACAACCCAGGUUUCAUCCCCGAUACCCUCUUAGAUGAAGGCUCUCAAGCUUUUGGAUUGGGAAGACCUCUGCCUAAGACCCUGGAGACCCAUUCUUAGUCAGAGUACACAAUACUGGGCUAGAUAGACCAAUGCUAUGAGGAUGAGCAAGGAACAUCACAUGCUCAAACAGGAGCUCGUUUGACAAAAGUUUCCAAAGGCGAAACAAUAAAUGAAAUGUAGAUGACCUUCCAAAGUUCUUCAUGCUGUGGCACGGAAUGUACCCCACAUAUUAAGGUUCCUACUAGCCAAGGCCUUGCGAUGGGUGGAGGAGCUCCUUUUGGUCCCCCAGUGGGUGUGACUCAUGGGGUGGUGAUAUAAGGCAAGGCCUUCUCGGUGAUGGUGGUGCCCCAGUUAUGUCCAUGGCUUGGUUACACAGCUAGAGGAGAUCUUUUAGUCCAAUUUCUUCUGCUUGCUGUACUGUGUUUUAUUGUAUGUUGGUUUUAAUUAUUGUUACAUGUUGAUUUUGUGUGUUUUGUAUUUGUUAAUCACGUUAAUAAUAAUAAUAAUAAUGGCCACCAAUCAAUGGCAGGCGCUGAGUUGGUUGGUUUCUCCUUUUCAUACAGCUGCCUGAAAAACGUCCCACAUUUUGCCAUCUGCUUUCUCUCAUUGAACCACACAGAGAAGAUGACAAGCACUGA